Nelumbo nucifera (sacred lotus) is the source of this 891-nucleotide messenger RNA. NCBI's taxonomy places the organism in Eukaryota, Viridiplantae, Streptophyta, Magnoliopsida, Proteales, Nelumbonaceae. The record is from RefSeq and is a predicted model, not a curated record.
UAGCAUUAUCGUCUCUCAACGUUGCCAUCCUACAGCCCAGCUCAGCGACGACGAGCAAUGGCAGCAACCGUGGCCGGUGUUACUCUCUCUGCCACCGGAGUGGUGGCUAAGGCAGACUCGACCAAGGUCCAGAGCUUUGGAUAUCCUUGCCUGAACCACCCAUGGAGGAUGAACCAGUGCUUCAGGAGUGGUCGUUUAUACGUCAGAACCAUGGCCACCACACCAGAGAGCAUCUCGGACAAAGUGAACGAGAGCAUCAAGAAUGCCCAGGAGACAUGCGCCAGUGACCCAGCAAGCGGUGAGUGCGUCGCUGCGUGGGACGAGGUCGAGGAGCUGAGCGCUGCAGCAAGCCAUAUACGACUCAAGCAGAAGGAAAAAGACGCAGACCCACUGGAACACUUCUGCAAGGACAACCCAGAAACAGAAGAAUGUCGCACAUACGAAGACUGAGAAAUCUGAAGGUUCUCUGUCUACUAGUUCCCCACCUGCAUGCCUAUAAAACUUGGAUGUUAAUCAGUUGCUUAUUUAGUUUUGUGUUCAUUAAAAUUAGAGAGGAAAGAGAGGAGGAAUGGAUAGAUUAAUGGAGAUAAAGACAUCUGAGCACAGCUCAGGAGCUUAAUUAGUCCAUCUCAAUCGCCUGUACAAGAAAGGGUUUGGCAGUUCUGGCCUGUUAAUUUCUUGGGCCAAAUAGCUUUGUGUUGGAGUGUGUCAUGUGUGGCUCCUUUUCACAAGCCAAAAGCUCAAAUAUCUUCCCCAUCUUGUUAGAAAUUGUUGGGUCUGGGGCAAGUUCUAUUAGUUGCAGUCUUUAUCCAUGUUGAUCUAUGCAUGUAUUAAUCUCUUAGCUUUUUAAAGAGUUUGAAUUGAAAUUUUCUCCGCCAACCAUCUAGGUCA